Molecule: messenger RNA, 4376 nt
Organism: Owenia fusiformis
Lineage: Eukaryota; Metazoa; Annelida; Polychaeta; Sabellida; Oweniidae
Source: the annotation of a GenBank genome assembly
UAGUAACGGGCGGAAAAUUUUAAUUUAUGUACUCUGGGUGGUAAUAUUCUGGAUCAUUGAAUAUAAAGAAACGUUUUGGAUGUAUUAUAUAUGGAAUAUGUCUUAAAAACAUUAUGGAUUCGAACUAAAGUUUUGGAAGAUUUUGGAGACAUAAGCUACAAAACUCAAAAUGUAUUUUUAUUCAUAUAUUUUAAAUCUUAGAAAUAUUUUGGAAUAUUGAAUAUAUAGCAACACUUUUGAUAUAAAUACAAAGAUCAGAAACACACUGAAACAAUACAAAGAUCAGAAACACAAUGGAUACAAUACAAUGAUCAGAAGCAAAAUAGAAAUAAUACAAUGAACAGAAACACAAUGAGUACAAUACAAUGAUCAGAAACAAAAUGGAAAUAAUACAAUGAACAGAAACACAAUGAAUACAAUACAAUGAUCAGAAAUAAAAUUAAUACAAUAUAAUAUGAUCAGAAACACAAUGGAUCUAAUACAAUGAUCAGAAAUAAAAUGGAUAUAACAUAAUAUGAUCAGAAACACUAUGGAUAUAAUACAAUGAUCAGAAACACAUUUGAUAUAAUACAAUGAUCAAAAACACAAUGGAUAUAAUACAAUGAUCAGAAAUGCAAUGAAUACAAUACAGUGAUCAGAAACACAAUAAAUAUGAUACAAUGCAGUGAUUAGAAACACAAUGAAUAUGAUACAAUGAUCAGAAAUAAAAUGGAUAUAAUAUAAUACGAUCAGAAACACAAUGGAUAGAAGGCAAUGAUCAGAAACACAAUGGAUAUAAUACAAUGAUCAGAAACACAUUUGAUAUAAUAUAAUGAUCAGAAAUGCAAUGAAUAAUAUACAAUGAUCAGAAACACAAUAAAUAUGAUACAAUGCAGUGAUUAGAAACACAAUAAAUAUGAUACAAUGCAUGCAGUGAUUAGAAACACAAUGAAUACUAACAUAAGUUCUGCAGUUUUCCCCACAUCGGCAGCUCUUGUUGGAUCCAUUGGAAGUUUGACAAUAUCACUUCUAGGCACAUUUAUGAAUACAUUACUUAUUAUAGCAAUCGUCAAAUACAAGACAGUGCAUACAAUCCCAAAUGUUUUGAUCAUACAAAUGUGUGUUACUGAUAUUCUCUUCUGUACAAUUAUCAUGCCCAUAUUUGGCAUCACAGAUAUAGCCAAAACGUGGCUUUUCGGAGAAUUAUUCUGCAGACUAUUUGGCUUCAUGAAUUUUUUCAUUGGGGGCAUGACCCUAAUGAAUUUGAUAAUCAUUGCAUUGAGUAGAUAUUGUCUUGUUGCCUAUCCGUACCACUAUCAAAAACUGUUCAACAAGCGUUGCACAGUUUUAAUGUCGAUGACAUGUUCAAUAUUCAUAGGGGUUCUGUUGGUGUUUCCACUUACAGAGACCUGGGGAAAAUUUGGGUAUAUCCCCCAGAAAAAUUCCUGCAGCCUUAUAUCACUUGGCUCAGUAGGGAAUGGCUCAUUUAACAUCUUCGUUAUGUUGCUUGCAUUUGUUAUCCCCUUAGCUGGCAUACUGACAUGUUACAUUCUUAUUUUUGUUGUGGUUUGGCGGCAGUCAAACAAGCUUGUCAAUCGCACACAAACUUCGUUGAGAGAUUUUUCCAUUGUUCCAUCUCAUGCAGUAUCUCCUGUACGAUCUUUAAAAAGUCCAGUGAGCUCAGGACUUCCCUCUGGAGUUGCAUCUCCAUCUACAUCUGCCUUCAAAUACCUUGCUCAAGAAAGUAGGCCCUCUGUUGCAAUAGAUGUUCCUUUAUGUCCAUUAACUUCUGGUUUCUCUUCAAUGCCCAUCACAGUGGUCCCCAAAGCCUGUAGCAGUGUCCCAGUAGUAGAUGUGACCCCCACUACAUCCUUAUCCCCUAUGAUAGAUGACACCCAGACUACAUCUUUAUCUCCUGUAACAGAUGUGACCACCACUAUAGGUUUAUCCUCUGUAACACAUGUGAUACCCACUUCAACUUCAUCUCCUGUAACAGAUGUGAAAAUUACAUCAUCUUUAUCCCCUGUAACAAAUGUGAUCCCCAUUACACCUUUAUCACCUGUAACAUGUGUAAUCCCCACUAUAUCUCUAGUCCUAUCCCCUGUAACAGAUGUAACCACCACUAUACCUUCAUCCCCUGUAACAGAUGUGAAACCUUCUUUAUCUUUAUCCCCUUUAACAGAUGUGAUCCCCACUACAUCUUUAUCUAAUGUAACAGAUAUGAUACCCACUACACAUUUAUCCCCUGUAACAGAUGUGGUCCUCACUACAUCUUUCUCCCCUGCGAUAAAUGUACCUAUUGUUCAGGUGUCCAGUCCUAGAAUUACACCAAAUGGUCCGCUUACAAAACAUACUGUUGCUAUGGCUACAGUUUCUGCUACCAAUUCAACUCAUUUGCCCUCAAAGAACUGUCUUACAGUUCCUAAACCUUUGCGUAGAAAUAACGCAAGUCAGAGGGAUAAAAUAAAGGCGGAAAAUUCUCAUUUAGAACAGAGAUGUAAAGCUCAACAUCAUUCAGAAUCCACAUCCUUAAAGAGUAAAACUCUUGCAGAAUUAAAGGAAAAUAAAAUAAAGGCUGAGUUGAUGCUUACAAAAACAAUGCUCAUUAUCGCACUAGUGUUUAUCGCAUGUUACUUACCUCGUAGUCUGAUGGCUUGGAUAGAUAACGAAGUACGCUAUCCUUUGGUACAUCGUAUCGGAACAAUUAUGACUUUUCUCUACAGCCUCAUGAAUAGUAUUGUUUACCUGAUCCUCAAUAAAAGUAUGCUUUCUAAAUUUGCCAGACUUUUUAGAAAUUGUUGUAGAUGUUACAUAAGGGUGCAGUGUACAACAGUUCCGCGACCAGCAUCGGUGCAUCCAAUGUAUCCGGAACAGUACGAUCACAUGUGUAGACAUGCCGGCACAGUUCCCCAGGCUCGAUUAGUGCCACGGCCCGACCCUUUAAAUGGAAAAGUUGUGACACCUUCUAUAUAAGGCCAUUAAUAUUAAUGUAGACUCAAAUAAUUUAUUGAUUACAUUGAGGGGUAACUUAUUUUUUGGGCUUACGUCUUUUUUUAAAGGAAGCUACUUUGAAUUGAAAAAUCUUAACGCAAUGAAUAUCUUGUUGCAUUAAAGGUGAUAAAGCGUGUAGUAUCAUACAUGUUGUAUCAGUUGAUCUUGAGGUAGUUCCCUAUAUUCAGAAAUUCUAAUGGCUUCCAAAUUGGAAUUACAGUGCAUGUUACUUUCAGAUACAUAACUCAUUCCAUACAUGGUCUACAACAUUCAAUUUUGCACAACUAGUACAUUUUUACAUACUUCAAAUUUAUUUCUAAAAAUCAAUCAGUUACAUUUUUAUUACAAAUUGCCACAACUAGUACAUAAAUGGUCAGUUGAGGAUUAAUAAGUUUAAACAUGUAUGAAAUGUAUGAAAGUAUAAAAAGUACGAGAAAUGUAUGUCACUGAAUUCUCUCCUUUUAUAUGUUUUGAAAAUAUAUAUUUCUGCUCAAGUUAUCUAGGUAUAAUUAUGUACAUAUACAUGUACUAAUUUUGUAAAACUGAAAAUAAUUGUAGAUCAUGUAUGGAAUGAGUUACAGGAAGCCGUUAAAAUUUCUGAACAUACAGGACUAACUUAAGAUCCAUGGGCUGUAUAGCCGCAUUUGUAUUCAGGAAUUGUUGUAUUAGUAUCGUCCAAACAGUAUCUCCUUAACUCCUUGAAUAUAAAUUUUGGUAAAUAUUCAUUGAAAAACUUUAAAUAAUGACAUUACAAAAUGAAAAUUAAUGAGAAAACAACUAAAAUAUAUGACCUGUACAUGUAAUUCAAAGUUUUGUUCAUAUAUCAGUAAGGUUAUUGAACUUGACCACUUGAUGAAAAGUGUUAAUCAAUAAAUGUUUUUAACUCAUUGCUGGCCAAAGCUAUUUUUGGAGGUUUUCUGCUGGUGACUGGCAAUUUUGAUGGAAAAUUGAAAUGUUUUCACUUAGUACAAAAUACACUGUAUCAACACCCUAUAUGCGCUAAGUUAUAUGCCAUUUGUGAAGCCAAUGACAAAAUAUUUCAAUUGCACCCUACCAGGUUCCCCUAGUGACCACUAGAAUAUUCGGGAAGAUAACUGGUCCAGAUUAUGUGACAAUUACUGGACAGCACCCAGAGAACUCAGGGUUGUCGAUGAAAUAUCUCAGGGUUGGUUACAGCAAUGAGUUAAACAAUCAACAGCAGUGACAAUAGGAUGUGAUUGUUGCCAGUAAUAGAUGAGAUGAUGGGAGGUUAUUGGCUCUUGAUUUCUUAUAUUUCAGAAAAUGUGUAAAACUUAUUAUUAAACUUAAUACUAAUGUACCAAAUGCAUCUGACACUAAUGGACGACAGCUUAUAUUAUGAGAGUCACUGACAUCUGCAGCUGACUUUUAAUUUAUCAGCUCUCAGC